Messenger RNA from Drosophila arizonae, 913 nucleotides. RefSeq lists its product as uncharacterized. Lineage: Eukaryota; Metazoa; Arthropoda; Insecta; Diptera; Drosophilidae. The record is from RefSeq and is a predicted model, not a curated record.
AAUAAAAUGUGUGCCUCCAAUAACAAAUAUGUUACUGUAACAAUAAAUAAAAGUUUACUUGGAAUAAUUUUAUCCAAUUCUUAGCUAGAGGAAUGUCUGUAAUACAGAAAUGACAUGGCACUCAGCUCUACAACUGUGAAACAGAAAGGACGUCAGCGUCGCAAGCCAACAAUAUGGACAAGAGAAAAGAUUUAUAAACUAAUUGAGCUGUAUCGUGCAUCAGAUUGUUUAUGGAACCAUUAUUCGGAAUUGUACAAAAACAAGGAUUGUCGAAAUAAAGCAAUAGAUCGGAUAUGUAAAACACUGGAAAUUUCAAAAAUUGAUUAUGGUAAAAAAGUGCAUAAUCUGCGAAAUCAAUUCAAUUCAGAAUUAAAGAAAUAUGAAAGACGUUUGGAAAAAAUGGGUGGUGCGAAAAAUGCAUCAACAAAAACAUGUCGUUGGGAGCAUUUUGAAACCUUAAUGUUUCUGCGACCUAUCAUUGAGCCCCGACCGGGCUAUCAACCACAAAGCAAGAAAUCUGUAAAUAGCAUUAAGUUAUCCUAUAAUGAAAAUACCGAACAGGAACCUGCGGAAAGCCCGAUAGAGGAAAAUAAAGAAUUACCAAAUUUAAGUGUCGAGCAGUCAAAUAAUCGAGUUGUAAAAGAACUUGAACCGUGCGAAGUACAACAAAAUUCUACAUCAAAACAUUGCAAAAGCUUUUCAUCAAUUUCCACGCAUGUAGAAAAGCAAAAUUGCAUGGAAGUUCCGAGGCCAGGUGUUCGUGAUCAGUGGGAUGCAUUUGGCGAAUUGAUAGCCAAUGAAUUUCGUAAUCUAAACUCAAUGAUUUCACGGAAAAAGCUUAAACGUAAAAUCAUGCAAAUUAUGCUAGAAGUUGGCGAAGAAGAUGAUAAAAAAUAUACAAAUAUGAAUUGAA